This is a messenger RNA of Schizosaccharomyces cryophilus OY26, 465 nucleotides long. RefSeq names its product pre-60S shuttling factor. The coding region runs from base 39 to 350 and encodes 103 amino acids. Lineage: Eukaryota; Fungi; Ascomycota; Schizosaccharomycetes; Schizosaccharomycetales; Schizosaccharomycetaceae. The transcript is spliced from 3 exons. The record is from RefSeq and is a predicted model, not a curated record.
CAACAACAUCCAUUGAAUUUCCCCUUCAUUCGUUACCAAUGCCUUACAGAAACGACAGGAAAAAGUCUGCAAAAAGAAACCCAGACUCCAUUAUCCAUGGCCGCGUUCCUAGCAAAAAAACUAUCAAGAAACAUUUAAGAAAUGGCAAAUAUUCUUUAAAGCGUCUAGCUGAACAAGGCAUCCAUUUAGACGAUGCUAUGAUGGAAAUCGAAGCUGUGAGCGGCAACAAAGAAAAGAAGAACAAGAAUAAGCUGUUUGGAAAUUCUGAAGAGCAACAGCAAGAUAACUUUAUGAGCGUCGAUCAACCAACGGGCAAUGGCACGAUUCUUGGUGCACCUCCAUCUUUUUAAGUGUUAUAUUCAUAUACUGCAACUAGUUUUUGGGUUUAAAUAAUAUUGAUAGGGUUUGGAUUUUCAAAGAAUCUUUCAUAAACUAAACAUGGAUCGUAUUCAUAAGCAUUGUCAU